Messenger RNA from Gigantopelta aegis, 3275 nucleotides. RefSeq names its product condensin-2 complex subunit H2-like. NCBI's taxonomy places the organism in Eukaryota, Metazoa, Mollusca, Gastropoda, Neomphalida, Peltospiridae. The transcript has 20 exons. Gene Ontology annotation, cellular component: nucleus; condensin complex. Bases 128 to 1960 code for a protein of 610 amino acids. The record is from RefSeq and is a predicted model, not a curated record. Gene Ontology annotation, molecular function: chromatin binding. Gene Ontology annotation, biological process: mitotic sister chromatid separation; meiotic chromosome condensation.
CGAGACUAUGAAUCUAACUUCCGUGUCCGCUUGUUUUGUGUUUAUGUUUUUAAAAAAGAAAAAUGAAUUUGUUAUGCUUAAUUAAUCAUUGUAAUUAGUUUUUGUUUUGAAUCCAGCAAGCAUUAAAAUGGUGGUUGGUAAUAGCUCUAAGAGUGAUGCUGAGCAGAGGUUUGCCCAUUUGCUGCAGCCAAUCAGAGAUCUUUCCAAGAACUGGGACAUAGAUAUAGCUAGCUACCUCGACGAGUAUUUAGAUGAGCUGGAGUCAGUUGCUAUAACAUUUGAUGGAGGGGCUACGACCAUGAACUUUGCUGAGGCGGCCCUAUUGAUACAGGGAUCAGCCUGCGUGUACAGUCGAAAGGUAGAGUACCUCUGCACUUUGGUUUAUCAAGUUCUCGACCUGCUAGCCAACAAGAAAUCGAAAAAACAAUCUUCUGUAGAUGAAAAUGGCAAUGAUGUGGAUGCCAAUUUUGAAGAUGAUGAAGAUGAACAGUUUCUUUCACUGGAUGACAUUGGGAAAGCGGGAAAUAUAACACUGAAGGAAGGAGAGGAUGUGGCAGAUAAGAGUAUUCAUCCUAUGCCUAAAACUCCUAUGUCUUUGGUGGUACUGGAUGAAGGAGCUAAGGGAGAUAAUCCACUGUUAAGUAAAACAGGCGAGAUACUGGCCAGUCGAAAUGACUUCAAGAUGAACACGUGUCAUGUGCACCCAUCUGGAACAAUGCUGCUAGACUCCUCCCACAUCAACCUCCUGGAGCUGUCACUCAAGUUGCUGGCAUCAUCAACACCAUGCACCUUUUUAUACACACAGAAAAAGACGGUUGGAUCUCAAGAUGCUUGCAGUGUGCAUGUUGACCUUCCACCUGUUGAAUGUCAUGCUGCAGACAUGUCAGUAGAUGAUUGUGGACAGGAACCAUUUCACAUGGAAGAAAUGGAAGAUCACUGUGAAGAUUUUCAAAAGAAUAUUGAAGAGCCACUUGUAAGAAAAUCAGAAAGAAGGCGUGUUCAGCUGAUGCCCCCAAAACCAGUUGUUGAUCCGUGGAAAGAGUGCGACCCACACGAUGCUGUUGAAAAGGGAUUGAAAGCAUUUAAGAAAGGAAAAGUUCUAAAAAUAGAGUCUGUAACAAGGAGGAAAAGAAAGAGGCAUCCAGCGAUAAAAGACGACGAGCCCGUUUCUAAAUUUAUCGCUGAAGCUAUCUACUCGCAUAGAUUGAAAGACUUGCAGAAGGUGAAGGUCGCUUCAUUCCCUGAGCUGGAACAGUUGUACUGGCCAGAAAUGAAGAGAAGACAGUCGGAGCUUAGGAAAGAAAAAACACUAAUGAUUUCACAAGGUAUAGAACCAGAAGAAGAUGAAGAAGAGAUUGAAAACUGUUUGGAUGAUGGUGAACCAGUGGCAGCAGGUUUGUUACUGGAUGACGACCCUGGGGACCCCUAUGAUGACCUUCUUGGACAGAUGAGUGACCACAUCCUGUUUCCGAUUGUACAGCCACCCGUCAAUCUGGAUAUCGAGUCACAAGAUGACAUCGAGUUUGAAAAAGAUGUUCUUGUAACUAGUUAUGAAGACCUUGUUAGGAAACAUGUGGAAGCCUACAUGGCCAGUGCCCAAGAAUACGCCCAGGUUACGGAGUUAUCUCAACGUGUCGCAGAGUGGGAAGAGAAGAUUAUUCCCAAGUUACGACAUGAGGAAUCCCACGAGCCAUUUGAUAUUCAUAAAUAUGGAAGCAAGGUGAUUAAAUAUUUGAAAAUGAACACAAAGAUAGCGUUCAGGAAGAUAGUCUGUGGUUGUGACGACUUUGAGAUCUGUCGACUCUUCUUGGCAACUCUGCAACUGGCAAAUGUUGGUAAUGUCCUGGUUUCGUGUGAUGGCAUCUUGGAGAAAGGUAUAGAUAAGAUGGCUUUGGAACUUCUGUCAACUCGACGGCAUUACGAAGAGUUGGCCGAGUACCAGGCUCCGUCUGUGAAAUGAAGACAUCACAUGUUCAUGUUUGUUCACAGGAAGUUGCAAAGUGGCCAUUGUGACUUGAAGUAGCAAACUGUGUAUCCAAAACAGAUAGAUUCAGCACUGCACAAAAACUCUGGCCAUUAUGAUUGGAAGUAGAAGACUGUGUAUCCAAAACAGAUUUGAAGUAGACUAUGACAGUGUGUAGGCCUCUCUCUAAAACAGAUAUAGUCAACACCCCACAAAACUAUGUAAUUAGUCUGUAAUUAAGUGGGGGCGUUGAUAUUUUAUUGUAAAUAUUACCAGGCACAGAUGUCACAACAGCAUUUCGGGAAAGUACACUGCACACCAAAAGCAAUAAGUUAUACUGUGCAAGUAUUUAUAACUCUGGUGCUUUUAUUUACUAAUUUCAAUUUUAUAAUGAAACCAGUUAGGAUCUCUUACAAUUGAAACUAUUUUUAUAUUAGGUUUUAUCGACUCAAUUUUAGUGACUGAGGACGUUAUUGUCUCACUUUUUAUGUGGUGGCAUUCAUAAAUAACUUUUAUAAUCCUCUUUUAAAACUUUGCUUUUAUUACUGUCAUUCCAAACUUGAAACAUGUAUCAUAACAAUGAGGAGGAAAAAGGCUUUAAAAUUUAACUAAUCAAAAGAAAUAAUUUCGAGCUACUUUUUACUCAUUCCAAUAGUAAAUUAUCAUGUACUAGAAACCACAAUUGAUUUUUUUUUUUUUUUUUUAAUGUUAUUAACAUUUUAUUUCUGCUUCAUAUACCAUUGGUAUUGAACUGGUUUGAGUAAAACAAUCAAUCAUUGUACAGAAAAACAUUAAGCACCACCCCACCCCACCUCACAUUACUUGGAAUAAAAAAUAAUCCACAUUUCUUCAUGUAAUGUGCAGACAUCGAUACAAAGGAAGACGACAGACAUUGAUGGCUGGUCACAUGAUUAUGUUAUCAAAAACCUUUGCAUUCCACACCACACAAGCCAGUGUUCUACGACUGGUAUAUCAAAGGCUGUGGUAUGUGCCAUCCUGUCUGGGAUGGUGCAUAUAAAAGAUAUCAUGUUACUAAUGGAAAAUGUAGUUGGUUUUCUCCAAGACUAUGUCAAAAUUACCAAAGGUUUGACAUAUAAUAGCCAGUGAUUAAUAAAUUAAUGUGCUCUAGUGGAAUCAUUAAACAAACCAAAGUUUUUCCACACCACACAAGUCUCAGUGAGGUUGACUACCAAAAUUGUAUACUACUCAAAAGAAUUUAAGGGUCAAAAAUUUAUAACCAAAUAAGUUUCAUAGUGUAUUAGAGAUUGAUGAUGUAAACUACACCAAAAUAUUUAUUGUUCCAUAUUUACAA